This is a messenger RNA of Trichophyton verrucosum HKI 0517, 960 nucleotides long. RefSeq lists its product as uncharacterized. The record is from RefSeq and is a predicted model, not a curated record. The transcript has 4 exons. Lineage: Eukaryota; Fungi; Ascomycota; Eurotiomycetes; Onygenales; Arthrodermataceae. Bases 1 to 960 code for a protein of 319 amino acids.
AUGCGAUUCUCUCUGAUGAUACUGAAGAGGUAUGCAGAGGAGAUGCCUGCUUUCUUCAAUAUCUCCGUGAGAAGAAAGUUCUGUAAAGAGAGACAAGAAAGAAAAAGCAGAAAGGGGAAAAAAACAAAAGACCGGAGCAAGAUACAGAGAAAGGAGAGUCGUCAGCGAAGCUCGCAGAAAGUAAGACCGAAGAGAUGGCGGCGGGAAGCUCCAGUAAUUAACCACGACAGGACCGGCCGGCACUGCGUCGCGCGGAGAGAGCGAGAGAAAGAGAGAAGAGAGAGAGAGAUGGACUUGAUCGGACGAGACGAGGCCGGUGCUACAGCCAGCAGAGAGAGCUCGCUAGCUGUGCGGUAUAGAGUAGAAGAAACGAGAGUAGAGAAACGAAGGCUGGAUUUGAUGGUAGUAAACAACAACAGAACAAGCACCGAGAGAGAGCGAGAGCGAGAGAGAGAGAUCCAACCAACGGCAACGGGCAAGCUCCAGGACGUGGGGGAGCGCAGGAAGAAGAAGAAUCCCGGGCGCUGGAGACAGUUCGAGGCAGGAAAAGACGCUUCUCGUCUUCAGUCCAGUCUGGAUAUGGCCGUCCUUUCUCUCUCUUUUGCCGUUGUCAAUCUGUCGGUCAGUCUCUCUCUGUGGUCUGUUGAACCAAAUCAAAUCAGUGGCGGCGCGCGAGCCCACGCGAAUUGGCCGAGCAGCAAAGUAAGUAUCGGCCUGGUAGCAAAUAAUAGAAACGAACGGAAGCGUGAGCGCAGGGAGUUGCCACACGCAAUUGAGACUCCACCGGGCGGCAGAGAGAACAGGCAGCGCGGAGGUCGAGAGGAAGAAGGCCAGGCAGUGCUCGGUAAAAGUAUCAAGCAGGAAGAAAAGAAGAAAAUAAGAAAAGAAGAAAAAAAAGCAGCAGAAUUAAAGCGUAAGGGAAAAAGAGAAGAAGAAGAAGAAGAAGAAGCUCGUAUUUAA